GCUGAGAGUUUCAAGCCGUCCCCGACUCCUUCCUCCCCCUUCCCUCCCCCUUUUUUGUUUUCCGUUCCCCUUCCCCCUCCCUUCCCCGUCCCCGACGACCGGAUCCUGAGGAGGCAGCAGCUGGUGGCAGCUGCUGAGUUCUCGGUGAAGAUUCUUCGUUGUCAAGCCGCCAAAGUGGAGAGUGCGAUUGCAGAAGGGGGUGCUUCUCGUUUCAGUGCUUCUUCGGGCGGAGGAGGAAGUAGGGGUGCACCUCAGCACUAUCCCAAGACUGCUGGCAACAGCGAGUUCCUGGGGAAAACCCCAGGGCAAAACGCUCAGAAAUGGAUUCCUGCACGAAGCACUAGACGAGAUGACAACUCCGCAGCAAACAACUCCGCAAAUGAAAAAGAACGACAUGAUGCAAUCUUCAGGAAAGUAAGAGGCAUACUCAAUAAGCUUACUCCUGAAAAGUUUGACAAGCUAUGCCUUGAGCUCCUCAAUGUGGGUGUAGAGUCUAAACUCAUCCUUAAAGGGGUCAUACUGCUGAUUGUGGACAAAGCCCUAGAAGAGCCAAAGUAUAGCUCACUGUAUGCUCAGCUAUGUCUGCGAUUGGCAGAAGAUGCACCAAACUUUGAUGGCCCAGCAGCAGAGGGUCAGCCGGGACAGAAGCAAAGCACAACAUUCAGACGCCUCCUAAUUUCCAAAUUACAAGAUGAAUUUGAAAACCGAACCAGAAAUGUUGAUGUCUAUGAUAAGCGUGAAAAUCCCCUCCUCCCUGAGGAGGAGGAACAGAGAGCCAUUGCUAAGAUCAAGAUGUUGGGGAACAUCAAAUUCAUUGGAGAACUUGGCAAGCUUGAUCUUAUUCAUGAAUCUAUCCUUCAUAAGUGCAUCAAAACACUUUUGGAAAAGAAGAAGAGAGUCCAACUCAAAGAUAUGGGAGAGGAUUUGGAGUGCCUCUGUCAGAUAAUGAGGACAGUGGGACCCAGAUUAGACCAUGAACGAGCUAAGUCCUUAAUGGAUCAGUACUUUGCCCGAAUGUGCUCCUUGAUGUUAAGUAAGGAAUUGCCAGCGAGGAUUCGUUUCCUGCUGCAGGAUACCGUAGAGUUGCGAGAACACCACUGGGUUCCUCGCAAGGCUUUUCUUGACAAUGGACCAAAGACGAUCAAUCAAAUCCGUCAAGAUGCAGUAAAAGAUCUAGGAGUGUUUAUCCCUGCUCCUAUGGCUCAAGGGAUGAGAAAUGACUUCUUUCUGGAGGCACCGUUCAUGCCACCCAGGAUGAAAAUGGAUAGGGACCCACUUGGAGGGCUUGCUGAUAUGUUUGGACAAAUGCCAGGUAGUGGAAUUGGUACUGGUCCAGGAGUUAUCCAGGAUAGAUUUUCACCCACCAUGGGACGUCAUCGUUCAAAUCAACUCUUCAAUGGCCAUGGGGGACACAUCAUGCCUCCCACACAAUCACAGUUUGGAGAGAUGGGAGGCAAGUUUAUGAAAAGCCAGGGGCUAAGCCAGCUCUACCAUAACCAGAGUCAGGGACUCUUAUCACAGCUGCAAGGACAGUCGAAGGAUAUGCCACCUCGGUUUUCUAAGAAAGGACAGCUUAAUGCAGAUGAGAUUAGCUUGAGGCCUGCUCAGUCGUUCUUAAUGAAUAAAAAUCAAGUGCCAAAGCUUCAGCCCCAGAUAACCAUGAUUCCUCCUAGUGCACAACCACCACGCACUCAAACACCACCUCUGGGACAGACACCUCAGCUUGGUCUCAAAACUAAUCCACCACUUAUCCAGGAAAAGCCUGCCAAGACUAGCAAAAAGCCACCACCGUCAAAGGAAGAACUACUUAAACUAACUGAAACUGUUGUAACAGAGUAUUUGAACAGUGGAAAUGCAAAUGAGGCUGUUAAUGGUGUAAGAGAAAUGAGAGCUCCUAAACACUUUCUUCCUGAGAUGUUAAGCAAAGUAAUAAUCCUGUCACUAGAUAGAAGUGAUGAAGAUAAAGAAAAAGCAAGUUCUUUGAUCAGUUUACUCAAACAGGAAGGGAUAGCCACAAGUGACAACUUCAUGCAGGCUUUCCUGAACGUAUUGGACCAGUGCCCCAAACUGGAGGUUGACAUCCCCUUGGUGAAAUCAUAUUUAGCACAGUUUGCAGCUCGUGCCAUCAUUUCAGAGCUGGUGAGCAUUUCAGAACUAGCUCAACCACUGGAGAGUGGCACCCAUUUCCCACUCUUCUUACUUUGUCUUCAGCAAUUAGCUAAAUUACAAGAUCGAGAAUGGUUAACAGAACUUUUUCAACAAAGCAAGGUCAAUAUGCAGAAAAUGCUCCCAGAAAUUGAUCAGAAUAAGGACCGCAUGUUGGAGAUUUUGGAAGGAAAGGGACUGAGUUUCUUAUUUCCACUUCUCAAAUUGGAGAAGGAACUUUUGAAGCAAAUAAAGUUGGAUCCAUCCCCUCAAACCAUAUAUAAAUGGAUUAAAGAUAACAUUUCUCCCAAACUUCAUGUAGAUAAAGGAUUUGUGAACAUCUUAAUGACUAGCUUCUUACAGUAUAUUUCUAGUGAAGUAAGCCCACCUAGCGACGAAACAGAUUCUUCCUCUGCUCCUUCCAAAGAACAGUUAGAGCAGGAAAAACAACUGCUUCUUUCUUUCAAGCCAGUGAUGCAGAAAUUCCUUCAUGAUCAUGUGGAUCUACAGGUCAGUGCCCUGUAUGCUCUGCAGGUGCACUGUUACAACAGCAAUUUCCCAAAAGGCAUGUUACUCCGCUUCUUUGUUCACUUCUAUGACAUGGAAAUUAUUGAAGAAGAAGCUUUCCUGGCUUGGAAAGAAGAUAUAACCCAAGAGUUUCCAGGAAAAGGCAAGGCUUUGUUCCAGGUGAAUCAGUGGCUAACCUGGCUAGAAACUGCUGAAGAAGAAGAAUCAGAGGAAGAAGCUGACUAAAGAACCAGCCAAAGCCUUAAAUUGUGCAAAACAUACUGUUGCUAUGAUGUAACUGCAUUUGACCUAACCACUGCGAAAAUUCAUUCCGCUGUAAUGUUUUCACGAUAUUUAAAGCAGAAGCACGUCAGUUAGGAUUUCCUUCUGCAUAAGGUUUUUUUGUAGUGUAAUGUCUUAAUCAUAGUCUACCAUCAAAUAUUUUAGGAGUAUCUUUAAUGUUUAGAUAGUAUAUUAGCAGCAUGCAAUAAUUACAUCAUAAGUUCUCAAGCAGAGGCAGUCUAUUGCAAGGACCUUCUUUGCUGCCAGUUAUCAUAGGCUGUUUUAAGUUAGAAAACUGAAUAGCAACACUGAAUACUGUAGAAAUGCACUUUGCUCAGUAAUACUUGAGUUGUUGCAAUAUUUGAUUAUCCAUUUGGUUGUUACAGAAAAAUUCUUAACUGUAAUUGAUGGUUGUUGCCGUAAUAGUAUAUUGCCUGUAUUUCUACCUCUAGUAAUGGGCUUUAUGUGCUAGAUUUUAAUAUCCUUGAGCCUGGGCAAGUGCACAAGUCUUUUUAAAAGAAACAUGGUUUACUUGCACAAAACUGAUCAGUUUUGAGAGAUCGUUAAUGCCCUUGAAGUGGUUUUUGUGGGUGUGAAACAAAUGGUGAGAAUUUGAAUUGGUCCCUCUUAUUAUAGUAUUGAAAUUAAGUCUACUUAAUUUAUCAAGUCAUGUUCAUGCCCUGAUUUUAUAUACUUGUAUCUAUCAAUAAACAUUGUGAUACUUGAUGUA
This is a messenger RNA of Marmota monax (woodchuck), 3664 nucleotides long. It is a transcript of the gene Eif4g2, whose product is annotated as eukaryotic translation initiation factor 4 gamma 2. The record is from RefSeq and is a predicted model, not a curated record. Gene Ontology annotation, molecular function: mRNA binding; translation initiation factor activity; protein binding. The transcript has 22 exons. Lineage: Eukaryota; Metazoa; Chordata; Mammalia; Rodentia; Sciuridae. The annotation marks the transcript as partial. Gene Ontology annotation, cellular component: eukaryotic translation initiation factor 4F complex.